Messenger RNA from Epithele typhae, 1518 nucleotides. RefSeq names its product MFS general substrate transporter. The coding region runs from base 1 to 1518 and encodes 505 amino acids. The record is from RefSeq and is a predicted model, not a curated record. Gene Ontology annotation, biological process: transmembrane transport. The transcript has 12 exons. Gene Ontology annotation, molecular function: transmembrane transporter activity. Gene Ontology annotation, cellular component: membrane. Lineage: Eukaryota; Fungi; Basidiomycota; Agaricomycetes; Polyporales; Epitheliaceae.
AUGAACGAGAAGGACUCGCCUUCUGAGCAGGAGGUCACGCCCACUCCUCAGCCGGAUCGUGAAGCAGUCACUCGAGAUGAGAAGGCAACGCCUGCGGAAGAGAAGCAUUUGGUCAGAAGGCUGGACAUGCGAAUCAUGCCUUUCAUCUGUUGCUUGUUCUUGUGCUCCUACCUCGACAGAGUGAAUCUCGGCAACGCUCGCCUGCAAGGACUUCCUCAGGACAUUCUUGGUGGCGACCCCACCGGUGUCUUGUUUGACUGGGCAAAUUCCGCUUUUUACUUUUCAUUUGUUCUGUGUCCCGUGCCUCUCACAGUACUGUCCAAGCUCUGCCCGCCUCGAAUUUGGUUCUGCCUCGUUGCUGUGGGGUGGGGAGUCUCUGCAGUUUUGAUGGCAACAUCGUUCAACUUUGCCGGCCUGUUCGUUUCGCGUCUUGCCAUAGGCGCGUUCGAAGGAGGAUUCUCCCCAACCGUCCCUCUCUACCUGUCGUUCUUCUACACGCCACGAGAACAAGGCCUGCGCCUUGCCGUCUACACCGCUUUCGCCGGUGUCGCCGGCGCGUUCGGCGGGUUGCUCGCCUUCGGAAUCCAGCACGCGCACAUCGCGAUCGAGAAUUGGCGGCUACUGUUCAUCGUGGAGGGCACACCUUCUAUCGUUCUCGGGCUGCUCGCCUUGUUCUUUCUACCCGAUCGUCCCGAGCAGACGUCCUAUCUCAACGAGCGCGAACGCCAGGUGGCACUGGAACGCGCGAAUCGAGGGACUAGCGCGGACGCUGGGCAGGUGAUCAACCGAAGUCAUGUGUACGGGGCACUUACCGACUGGAAGGUCUACGCAGGAGGGCUACAAUUUCUCGCCGCUGCCGCUUCCUUCAGUUCCAUCGCCGCCUUUCUUCCUACUAUCAUCACCACGUUUGGAUACACGAAUGCCCUCGCUCAGCUGCUCACCGUCCCGCCUUAUGCCGUGGGCUCGAUCGUUCUCUGCCUCGUAUCUUAUGCCUCCGACCGCUCUCAGCUGCGCGGCCCAUUCGUCAUCGCGACGUCUUCUCUGAGCGGAAUCGGCUACAUUCUGCUGGUCACAGUCGCAGACAACAAGCACGUGAGAUACUUCGCCACGUUCUGUAUCACCAGCGGGACAUAUUCCAUGGGGUCGAUCCUCUUCGCGUGGUACUGUCACAACCUCGGCUCUGAAUCAAAGAAGGCCGCCGGUACCGCGCUGUACAUGGCGAUCGGACAGUGCGGGGCCGUCCUAGGUUCCCACCUGUAUCCACUCACCCAAGGUCCCCGCUACCUCAAAGGCUUCGGAGUUAACUGCGCCCUUCACUUCUUCUCUGCCGCCGUCGCCGCCGUCCUCAUGGUGUACUACCACCUAGAAAACCGGCGGAGGGACGAGAAGUACGGGAAGCCUGUGUGCGACGCCAUGGUGAACACCCGCGAGCUCGCGGACAAGGUAAGUGCGCGGCGAGUGGCAGACGGCAUGAGCUCACUCGUAUCUCAGGCUCCCGCGUUUCGCUAUACGCCGUGA